AUGCGAUCGGCGUCAAUACAAACCUCGAAUGAGCACGAUCAAGAGUCUCCUAUCCUCUCAUUUCCUGAAAACUACUCCAAAACCUCCGACGACUUCCUCCUCCCUCCUUCGGACCUACCACAGCACCAAACUCCGCAAUACGUCCCCUAUACACCGCAACAUCAACAGCAGCAGCAACAACAUCCUCCUCAGAACUCCUCCUCGCGCCCUCUAUCCGCUUUUUAUCCGAACGGCUCCUCCUCGACGUUAGCCCGCGAAGGCUCCUAUCGUAUUCGUACAGAUUCUGCUGCCUCCUCCGCCUCGGAAAGUCUAGCACGUGCAGAGUCCCGAGGUGGUUCUGCUGCCUAUCAAGCUGGGGUUCCGGUGCGCGAUAACAGUCACAGUGACCGCUCUUACCGGUCUGCGCAUCGUGCCCCUGGGAAUGGGCCAAUAAUGCGUCAGUCCUCACGGGCUCACGCACGCGGCGGAGGAGCCUCACAACUGGCCGGGUCCCCUUACGGCAUGGAAAAUGGACCGCCAACGAGCAGUGAAGACUGGCAAGAGCGUGGUGCAGCCGUCUCCGUCAGGCAAGAAAUUGAUGCUAAUGGCAAGCCGGUCGCGCGGUAUAUCAAAAAAGGGGUCCGCGAUUUCUCCUUCGGACAGACAUUGGGAGAGGGUUCGUACAGUACUGUCGUAUUAGCGACGGAUCGUCAGACGUUGAAGGAAUAUGCGAUCAAGAUUCUCGACAAACGUCACAUCAUUAAGGAGAAGAAGGUGAAAUACGUCAACAUCGAGAAGGACACACUGAAUCGGCUCACAGAACACCCCGGCAUUGUCCGACUCUACUACACCUUUCAGGAUGAGCGCUCGUUGUAUUUCGUGCUGGAUCUCUGCAAGGGGGGCGAAUUGCUAGGAGUGUUGAAGCGGAUGACUACCUUUGAUGAAGAGUGCACAAGGUUUUACGGUGCUCAGAUUCUUGACACAAUCGACUACAUGCACAAACGCGGCGUUAUUCAUCGCGACUUGAAACCAGAGAACGUUCUUCUGGACAGCCAAAUGUACAUCAAAAUCACUGACUUUGGCACGGCAAAAAUCCUUAACAAUCAAAGGAAGACCGAUCAGAACUCAAGUGGGAUGCCACCACUCGACUCCUCUGAGAUCCCGGAAGAUGAGCGGGCAAGCUCGUUCGUCGGUACGGCAGAAUAUGUCAGUCCAGAGCUUUUGACGGACAAGAAUGCCUGCAAGGCUAGUGAUCUGUGGGCGUUUGGCUGCAUAAUCUACCAACUCCUGGCCGGCCGUCCUCCGUUCAAGGCUGCGAACGAGUACCUGACUUUUCAAAAAAUCGUCGCGCUUGAGUACGAGUUUCCUGUGGGCUUCCCUACGGUUGCUCGAGACCUCGUCGAGCGCCUUUUGGUCCUUGACCCGGCUAGGCGUCUCCCGAUUGAACAUAUCAAGAACCAUGAGUUUUUCCAAGGCGUGAACUGGGGCUCGGAUUUAUGGACCCGGAAAGCACCCCGUCUCAAGGCGUACGUGCCUCCACCUCGUGAGCCCAUCAAGCUUAAUGGGGGUGGUGACAAUGACAUGCCGAGAUUGGUAACAGAACUGCCUCCUCCGAGUCAACUUGAUAUUGAGUGGUCCCCUGUCCUGACCAAGACCAAUGAAAGGAUACUCAAAUUAGGAAACUGGAUGGUCCUUAGCUCUCCCGCCGGCCAUAGUCCUGUCUCGAAGAAUGGGGGCAGUGAAGUUGAAGCGCCAAAAAAAUUUUCGCGCUUCUUCGGUGGGAGUACGACAAAGAAGCGGCAGCGUUUGGUUAUGAUCACUUCCUCAGGGCGGAUCAUCAUGGCUGCGGCCGGAGGGGACGACAAGAAGGCCAAGAUGGAGCUUUCUUUGCUCGCGCAGGGGACGUCCUAUCGUAGUGCGACGGAUUCGAAAGGGUUUUCAUGUUGGGUUGUGGAUACGCGCGACAAACAUCUCGUCUUUGAAGAUCCAAAGCCGUCAUCGAGUACCAUGGGUGCGACCGCGUUGUCUGUCCAAGAAUGGGUGGAUACGCUAGACCGUGCGAAAGAGAUGGCUCUAGCUCAACAGAGCAACGGGUCCUACUCUGAUGAGGCAUUCAGAGAUUUGUCUUCUGGAUUAUCCAGCCACGCUAACACACUGGAUCGAAGCUCGGAGCUUCAAUCCGAGGGCGGCCCGUCUGGGCGGGCAACCUUGGUCAAACCUCAGCCUAACGACUCGGAUUCAGUCAAAGGGCGGAAAAGAUUUAGCAGACGCCAUUCCAAGAACGGCCUGGCGGCAGUCUUCUGA
This is a messenger RNA of Aspergillus novofumigatus IBT 16806, 2283 nucleotides long. RefSeq names its product PDPK1 family serine/threonine-protein kinase. NCBI's taxonomy places the organism in Eukaryota, Fungi, Ascomycota, Eurotiomycetes, Eurotiales, Aspergillaceae. The coding region runs from base 1 to 2283 and encodes 760 amino acids. The record is from RefSeq and is a predicted model, not a curated record. The transcript is spliced from 3 exons. Gene Ontology annotation, biological process: intracellular signal transduction; peptidyl-serine phosphorylation. Gene Ontology annotation, molecular function: protein serine/threonine kinase activity; ATP binding.